Messenger RNA from Pan troglodytes (chimpanzee), 8619 nucleotides. It is a transcript of the gene BAZ2B, whose product is annotated as bromodomain adjacent to zinc finger domain 2B. The record is from RefSeq and is a predicted model, not a curated record. Lineage: Eukaryota; Metazoa; Chordata; Mammalia; Primates; Hominidae. Gene Ontology annotation, cellular component: chromatin. Gene Ontology annotation, molecular function: DNA binding; protein binding. Bases 935 to 7330 code for a protein of 2131 amino acids. The transcript has 40 exons.
GGGACCGAGAGCUGCGGACGGGCUGGAGGUACCCCACCGCGGGGUGGUGCUCUGACUGCGGGAACCGUUGAAGAGCUGCCCCCGGGGAGUCAGCGAGGCGCCACUGGUCUCUUAGACAUCUUCUCAAGAUUAUGCUAAGAGAAAUGACUGCACCCUUUUCCUGAGCUAUGGCAGUCAGACCUGGCAGUGGUAACUACUCUACAGAACUCCCAAACCUGGCAAGGAUGCUGCAGAUUUUGGCAGAUUAUGGCUUUGUCCCCACCCAGCACUGAUGAUAUUAUGAAACCUAUACUACAAGAAAUGAUAAUGGAAGUUCUUCAACUGAGCAAGAAAUGAUAUUAACAGAAAACUUGGAUCUUCGGGAGCAAAUGAAGAACAUCAGAAAUGUAGAAACAGCUGCUGAGAAGAGAUGACUAAAAGCUGAAAAGUGAAGAAUUAACACUGAUUUCUUGGCAGAAGCAGAAGCUUCAGGACUCCUAAAUUGAGGGAAUGAUCUAAAUUCCAAGGAUUAUCUCUCAGUGAGAACAAGCAACUUUCAUUGUUAGAGAGAGGAGAGAGAGAGAAGCCUUGUUGGUUGACGUCACUUGGUUCAUGAAGCCUUCGCCUAGAAGUGAAGCUGCUGAACAAACCUUGAGAAGAAUCAUCUCCUGCUUCAAUCUGCUGCUGGAUAGGAACUAAUCAGAGAGAGAGAGGCGGAAGACGGAGAAGGAGGGAGUCGAAGGCUUUCCCGAUCACAAAUCUCACCUCCACUACAACUCUCUUUAUACUUUUCUUGCAGAAAUAAUAAUAGAAAUCAGGAGGUGGUGGGGUUUCCAAAAAUCUUAACCUUCAACCAUCUGGGGAAAAGGCAAAAAUCCCAUCUACCGCAACUCUCAGUUCGAGAGUAAAGGUUUCCCAACAGUGAUGUCACAAGAUUGACCACAUUGAUCACAAUAUGGAGUCUGGAGAACGGUUACCAUCCUCAGCAGCCUCCUCUACUACACCAACUUCAUCUUCGACACCUUCUGUGGCUUCAGUAGUUUCAAAAGGUGGCCUUUCCACUGGAGUUGCUUCACUUAGCUCUACAAUCAACCCAUGUGGACAUUUAUUCAGAACAGCUGGGGAUCAACCGUUUAACCUGUCCACAGUGUCGAGUGCCUUCCCAAUGGUCAGCCACCCAGUCUUUGGUCUACAUUCAGCCAGCUCAGGGCAUUCAGAAUUUGGUGGUUUGGGGACACUUGGUACACCCACAGCCUUAGCCGCACAUCCCCAACUAGCAUCUUUUCCAGAAUGGUGGCGAACAACUGAUGCUCAUACUCGUACAGGAGCAACCUUCUUUCCACCAUUACUGGGAAUUCCACCACUAUUUGCUCCCCCAGCCCAGAAUCAUGAUUCUUCUUCAUUCCAUUCAAGGACUUCGGGAAAAAGUAAUCGAAAUGGUCCCGAAAAAGGUGUAAAUGGCUCAAUAAAUGGAAGUAAUACAUCAUCUGUAAUUGGUAUCAACACAUCUGUACUAUCCACUACUGCUUCAAGUUCCAUGGGACAAACUAAAAGUACAAGCUCAGGUGGAGGAAAUCGAAAAUGUAAUCAGGAACAAAGCAAAAACCAGCCUUUGGAUGCUAGAGUUGACAAAAUCAAAGAUAAGAAACCAAGGAAGAAAGCAAUGGAAAGUUCUAGCAACAGUGAUAGUGAUUCAGGCACAUCAUCAGACACCUCAAGUGAAGGCAUUAGUAGUAGUGAUUCAGAUGAUCUAGAAGAAGAUGAAGAAGAAGAAGAUCAAAGUAUUGAAGAAAGUGAAGAUGAUGAUUCUGAUUCAGAGAGUGAAGCACAACAUAAAAGUAACAACCAGGUGCUAUUACAUGGUAUUUCAGACCCAAAAGCAGAUGGACAGAAAGCAACUGAAAAAGCCCAGGAAAAAAGAAUACACCAGCCAUUACCUCUUGCGUCUGAAUCCCAGACUCACUCAUUCCAAUCCCAGCAGAAGCAGCCUCAGGUUUUGUCACAGCAGCUUCCAUUUAUUUUCCAAAGCUCUCAGGCAAAGGAGGAAUCUGUGAACAAACACACCAGUGUAAUACAGUCUACGGGAUUGGUGUCCAAUGUGAAACCUUUAUCUUUGGUAAAUCAAGCCAAAAAGGAAACUUACAUGAAACUCAUAGUUCCUUCUCCUGAUGUUCUUAAAGCAGGGAAUAAAAAUACCUCUGAAGAAUCUAGUUCAUUGACCAGUGAAUUGAGAUCCAAACGGGAACAAUAUAAACAGGCAUUCCCAUCACAGUUAAAGAAACAAGAGUCAUCGAAGAGCCUGAAGAAGGUUAUUGCAGCUUUGUCAAAUCCAAAAGCAACCUCUAGUUCACCAGCACAUCCAAAACAAACAUUAGAAAACAACCACCCAAAUCCAUUCUUGACAAAUGCACUUUUAGGUAAUCACCAACCAAAUGGAGUUAUUCAAAGUGUCAUUCAAGAAGCUCCUCUAGCACUUACUACCAAAACUAAAAUGCAGAGCAAGAUUAAUGAAAACAUUGCUGCUGCAAGUAGCACCCCUUUUUCCUCACCUGUAAAUUUGAGUACAAGUGGGAGAAGAACCCCUGGCAAUCAGACACCUGUAAUGCCCUCUGCCUCUCCCAUCCUGCAUAGUCAAGGGAAGGAAAAAGCAGUUAGCAAUAAUGUAAACCCAGUAAAAACACAGCAUCACUCCCAUCCUGCAAAAUCUUUAGUGGAACAAUUCAGAGGAACGGAUUCAGACAUUCCCAGUAGUAAAGAUUCUGAAGAUUCAAAUGAGGAUGAAGAGGAAGAUGAUGAGGAAGAAGAUGAGGAAGAUGAUGAAGAUGAUGAAUCUGAUGACAGCCAAUCAGAAUCAGAUAGUAAUUCAGAAUCAGAUACAGAAGGAUCAGAAGAAGAAGAUGAUGAUGAUAAAGACCAAGAUGAAUCAGAUAGUGAUACUGAAGGAGAGAAAACUUCAAUGAAACUGAAUAAAACAACUUCCUCUGUCAAAAGCCCUUCCAUGAGUCUCACAGGUCACUCAACACCUCGUAACCUCCACAUAGCAAAAGCCCCAGGCUCUGCUCCUGCUGCCUUAUGUUCUGAAUCCCAGUCACCUGCUUUUCUUGGUACAUCUUCCACACUUACUUCAAGCCCACACUCUGGCACUUCCAAAAGAAGAAGAGUAACAGAUGAACGUGAACUGCGUAUUCCAUUGGAAUAUGGCUGGCAGAGAGAGACAAGAAUAAGAAACUUUGGAGGGCGCCUUCAAGGAGAAGUAGCAUAUUAUGCUCCAUGUGGAAAGAAACUUAGGCAGUACCCUGAAGUAAUAAAGGGAAUGCAGUGGUGUCUUUUGAAAGAAGAGGAUGUCAUUCCUCGUAUCAGGGCAAUGGAAGGUCGUAGAGGAAGACCACCAAAUCCAGAUAGACAACGAGCAAGAGAGGAAUCCAGGAUGAGACGUCGGAAAGGUCGACCUCCAAAUGUUGGCAAUGCUGAAUUCCUAGAUAACGCAGAUGCAAAGUUGCUAAGAAAACUGCAAGCUCAAGAAAUAGCCAGGCAAGCAGCACAAAUAAAGCUUUUGAGAAAACUUCAAAAGCAGGAACAAGCUCGGGUUGCUAAAGAAGCCAAAAAACAACAAGCAAUAAUGGCUGCUGAGGAGAAGCGGAAGCAAAAAGAACAGAUAAAGAUUAUGAAACAGCAGGAAAAAAUUAAGAGAAUACAGCAAAUCAGAAUGGAAAAAGAACUUCGAGCUCAGCAAAUUCUAGAGGCUAAAAAGAAAAAGAAGGAAGAAGCGGCAAAUGCCAAAUUAUUGGAGGCCGAGAAACGAAUAAAGGAAAAAGAAAUGAGAAGACAACAAGCUGUUCUUCUGAAACAUCAGGAACGAGAGCGAAGGCGACAACACAUGAUGCUUAUGAAAGCUAUGGAAGCUCGUAAAAAAGCAGAAGAAAAAGAACGGUUGAAGCAAGAAAAACGUGAUGAGAAAAGAUUAAAUAAAGAGCGUAAACUAGAGCAGCGAAGAUUAGAAUUAGAAAUGGCAAAGGAACUAAAGAAGCCUAAUGAAGACAUGUGCUUAGCAGACCAAAAGCCUUUGCCAGAGUUGCCUCGUAUUCCAGGACUUGUUCUCUCUGGAAGUACAUUUUCAGACUGUCUCAUGGUGGUGCAGUUCUUACGAAACUUUGGUAAAGUUUUGGGCUUUGAUGUGAAUAUUGAUGUUCCAAACCUGAGUGUUCUUCAAGAGGGAUUGCUAAAUAUAGGGGACAGCAUGGGUGAAGUACAAGACUUGCUUGUGAGGCUCCUCUCAGCUGCUGUAUGUGAUCCAGGUCUAAUAACAGGAUACAAGGCUAAAACAGCUCUUGGAGAACAUUUGCUGAAUGUUGGUGUGAAUCGAGACAAUGUUUCCGAGAUUUUACAGAUAUUUAUGGAAGCCCACUGUGGACAAACUGAGCUUACUGAAAGUCUGAAGACCAAAGCUUUUCAGGCUCACACUCCAGCACAGAAAGCUUCAGUCCUGGCUUUCCUGAUCAAUGAACUGGCAUGCAGCAAGAGUGUGGUCAGUGAAAUCGACAAGAACAUUGAUUAUAUGUCAAACUUGAGGAGAGAUAAAUGGGUGGUAGAAGGUAAACUCCGCAAGCUCAGAAUCAUUCAUGCUAAGAAAACAGGCAAAAGAGACACUUCAGGUGGCAUUGAUCUGGGAGAAGAGCAACAUCCCUUGGGCACACCCACUCCAGGACGCAAGCGAAGAAGGAAGGGAGGAGACAGUGACUAUGACGAUGAUGAUGACGAUGACAGUGAUGACCAAGGGGAUGAAGAUGAUGAGGAUGAAGAAGAUAAAGAAGACAAAAAAGGAAAAAAGACUGAUAUCUGUGAAGAUGAGGAUGAAGGUGACCAAGCAGCAAGUGUUGAAGAGCUGGAAAAACAGAUUGAAAAACUGAGUAAACAACAGAGUCAGUACAGAAGGAAGCUCUUUGAUGCGUCUCACUCAUUGCGUUCAGUGAUGUUUGGCCAAGAUCGUUACAGACGCCGGUACUGGAUUCUUCCCCAAUGUGGGGGGAUUUUUGUAGAAGGCAUGGAGAGUGGUGAAGGACUAGAAGAAAUUGCAAAAGAAAGAGAAAAACUGAAAAAGGCAGAAAGUGUCCAGAUCAAAGAAGAAAUGUUUGAGACUUCUGGGGACAGUUUAAAUUGUUCAAAUACAGAUCACUGUGAACAAAAGGAAGAUCUUAAAGAAAAAGAUAACACAAAUCUAUUCCUUCAGAAACCUGGCUCUUUUUCCAAAUUAAGCAAGCUUUUGGAAGUAGCUAAGAUGCCUCCUGAGUCAGAGGUUAUGACCCCCAAACCAAAUGCUGGUGCAAAUGGGUGCACGUUGUCUUAUCAGAACAGUGGAAAACAUUCACUGGGCAGCGUUCAGUCAACAGCAACGCAAAGCAAUGUGGAAAAGGCAGACUCUAAUAAUCUGUUUAAUACUGGUUCAAGUGGUCCAGGGAAGUUCUACAGUCCUCUCCCCAAUGACCAGUUACUAAAAACACUGACUGAAAAGAAUAGACAAUGGUUUAGUCUUUUGCCACGAACACCCUGUGAUGACACUUCACUUACUCAUGCCGAUAUGUCAACUGCUUCUUUGGUGACUCCUCAGUCUCAGCCACCAUCUAAGUCACCUUCACCUACCCCAGCUCCUCUUGGAUCUUCUGCUCAGAAUCCUGUUGGCUUAAAUCCAUUUGUUUUAUCACCUCUUCAGGUGAAAGGUGGAGUAUCUAUGAUGGGACUUCAGUUUUGUGGAUGGCCCACUGGUGUGGUUACUUCUAAUAUUCCAUUUACAUCAUCUGUACCUAGUCUAGGAUCGGGGUUAGGGUUAUCAGAAGGAAAUGGUAAUUCAUUCUUGACUUCCAAUGUUGCUUCAAGUAAAAGUGAAUCUCCAGUACCACAGAAUGAAAAGGCCACUUCAGCUCAACCUGCAGCUGUUGAAGUAGCAAAACCAGUAGAUUUUCCUAGUCCAAAACCUAUUCCAGAAGAAAUGCAGUUUGGUUGGUGGAGAAUUAUUGACCCGGAGGACCUAAAAGCUUUGCUCAAAGUGCUGCAUCUCAGAGGAAUAAGAGAAAAGGCAUUACAAAAACAAAUUCAGAAACAUUUGGAUUAUAUUACUCAAGCCUGCCUCAAGAAUAAGGAUGUUGCUAUUAUUGAACUGAAUGAAAAUGAAGAAAACCAAGUAACUCGAGAUAUUGUGGAGAACUGGUCAGUAGAAGAACAAGCAAUGGAAAUGGAUUUGAGUGUCCUUCAACAGGUAGAAGAUCUAGAAAGGAGAGUUGCAUCAGCAAGUUUGCAAGUGAAGGGUUGGAUGUGUCCAGAGCCUGCAUCAGAAAGGGAGGACUUGGUAUAUUUUGAACAUAAAUCAUUUACUAAAUUGUGCAAGGAGCAUGAUGGAGAAUUUACUGGCGAAGACGAAAGCAGUGCACAUGCACUAGAACGGAAGAGUGACAACCCCCUAGAUAUAGCUGUAACCAGGCUGGCUGAUUUGGAGCGGAACAUUGAAAGAAGAAUUGAAGAGGAUAUUGCUCCAGGGCUCAGGGUAUGGAGAAGGGCAUUAUCAGAAGCUCGCAGUGCUGCACAGGUAGCUCUGUGCAUUCAGCAAUUACAGAAAUCAAUAGCAUGGGAAAAAUCAAUUAUGAAAGUUUACUGCCAAAUCUGUCGAAAGGGAGAUAAUGAAGAACUGCUUCUUCUUUGUGAUGGCUGUGACAAAGGCUGUCAUACCUACUGCCAUAGACCCAAGAUUACAACAAUCCCAGAUGGAGACUGGUUUUGUCCAGCUUGCAUUGCUAAGGCAAGUGGUCAAACUCUAAAAAUCAAAAAACUUCAUGUCAAAGGAAAAAAGACUAAUGAGUCAAAGAAAGGCAAGAAGGUAACUUUAACAGGAGAUACUGAAGAUGAAGACUCUGCAUCUACAAGUAGUUCACUAAAAAGAGGAAACAAAGACCUCAAGAAAAGAAAAAUGGAGGAAAACACUUCUAUUAACUUGUCAAAACAAGAAAGUUUUACUUCAGUUAAGAAACCUAAAAGAGAUGACUCCAAGGACCUAGCUCUUUGCAGUAUGAUUCUGACUGAAAUGGAAACUCAUGAGGAUGCAUGGCCUUUUCUACUUCCUGUAAACUUGAAACUUGUUCCUGGUUAUAAGAAAGUUAUUAAGAAGCCUAUGGAUUUUUCCACAAUUAGAGAGAAACUAAGUGGUGGACAGUAUCCAAACCUUGAAACCUUUGCUCUAGAUGUCAGGCUUGUUUUUGACAACUGUGAAACAUUUAAUGAAGAUGAUUCUGAUAUAGGCAGAGCUGGCCACAAUAUGAGGAAGUAUUUUGAAAAAAAAUGGACAGAUACUUUCAAAGUGAGCUGAAGUUAUAAUAAUCUCUUUAUUUUUUUCCUUCUAAACAAGGACAAAUGAGACCAGCAAUGUGAACUGUAUUUACAUAAACGUGCAAGGCACAUACAUAAUGACUUUCUUUUUCCUUAAGUAUAAAAAAAAAGUAUCAGAAGAAUGAUACCAUUUUUAAAGGCUUCAUUCCUACAACAACCAAGGCCCUCGGUUAUUGGUUUGUGUGAUUUAUCAGCUAAUUUAGGUAGAACAGGGAAGCACACCCAAAGAAUUUUCAAAGGAAAGGGUGUUAUAGUGCAAUAGCAAUUAAAAUAUAUCAAAUCGCACUGAAUACUCAACACCAGAGCUCUAAUGUGGGAAAUGGUUCUCCUUUCCCUCUCAAUAAAUAUCUAUUUUUCAUUUUUUUACUUUGUAGUUUAUUUUUUAGUGAAUGUAUUUAAUUUUAUGAAUUAUUUAUGAUUAAACCACAUCCAGAAUCUUCGUUUUCUGUGAAAAGGAAGAACUAGAAAAUUGCUUUAAAUCUUGAAAAUACAACAAGGAAUGUUUUAAAAUAUAAAACAAAGCCAAGUUAAACUGUUUACACUGAUGUGCUAUAAAAGCACCAAAAAGAAACUUUACUGUAGAGUUACAAGUACAUUUAUAUAUAUAUGUUGCUGCAUCACUUGUGUAGUUAAAUUGUAUUUCAAAACAGUGAAAAAAUUGACAUGUAUAUACUGUUCAUUCUUGUUUAUAUUAAGUCUUGUUUUAAAUAUGUAUUAUGUGUAUAUAUUGUUUGCAGACAUUAUUGUUCAUGCCUUAGAGGAUUGUAGCAUUUUAUUUUCAUCUGAAGGUAAUGAUAGCUAUACAGUCUGUACAGUAAUUAUCCUCUACCAACACUGUGGCGUCUCCUUAAUCUUGGUAGUGCCUGCCUUUGAAACAGGGUGUAGGGGAUAUUAGUUUUCCAUUUUUCUAUUUUGUUAUAUAAUUUUAAGCCACCAGGGCCUAAAUUAAAGUAUAAUCAUUUGUAUCCAUGUGGAAUAAAAUUGUGACAAUUUCCUACGCACACAGUAUUUUUUCAUAGAAACAUUUCCCUCCCAUUUGCCUUGCCUCAGAAAUAAAUUUAAAAGACGUUUGUAACCACUGUGUUUUAUCUACUGUGUGUUGUGGUGGCCUGUUGGAGGCAAAUAGAUCAGAUUUUUUUUGUACCUAUGUAAGAGUACUUGAAGUUUUAUUUAAAAUAAAAUGUUGUGGAAAAGGUAGCAUUCUUUUUUUAGGAGUGUUAUUUUUCACUAUGUGUGGCACGGAUACAAUAAAAGACUUUUACAAACUAA